AUGAGCUGUCGUAAUUAUAUGAAAGAAUUGCAUGCCCAACUUGUUAAACCGUGGCUCGAAACACGACUGAAAAUGCCUACAAUGCCCACGCAUACAAAAACGAAAAUACAAAAUGUAUUAGGGAUUCGUACUGAUGUUGAAGGUGGUGAUUAUGACGAAGUGCAGUCAACGUCGAGAAAUGAGUCUGUAUCGACAGGUCAAAAUAUAAGAAAAAGGAAAAUUUGCGGAAACUGCGGAGACACCGUCUACGGAACCACUAAAAAUGUUCCAAGCAAACCGGACCAAGAAACUCUUAUGAAGAAAAUUGGUCUACUGCAACAGAGAAUAAAUAUUCUUACUGAAGUAAGGGACAUUAGUAUAGCCAAAGAUGAUGUUCACGAUGAAAUAAAAAAGCUACGCAAAGAGUUGAAAGAAGAAGAGAAAUGUUUAAAGAAAAAAAGAGCCUUUGCUAAGCGUGCAAAAAAAAUUCGAACCAAAGAAAAACUGGAGAAAACUGAACGUCAGAAAAACAAUCCUGCUGCAACACAACCUCGAACUGGCCCUGGACAGCCCCCUUUAGUUGACUCGCAACCUGCUCUUCUAGAGACCAUAAUUAAUAUUGCCAUUCAUAGCAGCGCUGCUAAUGAACGUCGCCGAACAGAGAUUAUUAGGAGUUAUCUCACUCUAUCCGACCUGCAUGAGAGGCUGUUGUUAAUGGGAUUCCAAAUUUCUCGAAGCGGCACAUAA
Danaus chrysippus (African queen) is the source of this 726-nucleotide messenger RNA. NCBI's taxonomy places the organism in Eukaryota, Metazoa, Arthropoda, Insecta, Lepidoptera, Nymphalidae. The record is from the annotation of a GenBank genome assembly.